CGAGCAGAGAAUACGGAAAUCCUUGAUUGGGUCUCAACUACCAUGCCCGGCGACGACCAUACCCGAAUCCUAGAGCAUGGGAAGCUGAACAGCGACUACGCCAAUUCAGGAGAAUGGCUCUUUUCCCGACUGGAGUUUCAGUCGUGGAGUAGAGCCGACGACGACAGUCAGCCAGUACUCUGGUUGCCUGGGCCAGGUAAGCGAGUGUGCCUUGUUAUUGAACAAUGUCGGAAACUAUUCCUGCCCGUUGGCAAAGAAGCUCAUCAACUCGCAUUCUUCUACUUUUCGAGAAAGCAGGGAACAGAGGAAGCAAACAGUCCGAAGACUCUGCUCCAAAGCCUUCUGCGUCAACUAGCUUGGUCACCAACCAAUCGCUCAAUCUCACCCGUCGUCAAAGAGAAAUACCGACAAUGGCAGCAAAAUCAGGGCCAUGGGGAUAUCGGCUGCGUACAGGUGACUGUAUAA
This is a messenger RNA of Aspergillus brunneoviolaceus CBS 621.78, 465 nucleotides long. RefSeq lists its product as uncharacterized. Lineage: Eukaryota; Fungi; Ascomycota; Eurotiomycetes; Eurotiales; Aspergillaceae. The transcript is spliced from 2 exons. The annotation marks the transcript as partial. The record is from RefSeq and is a predicted model, not a curated record.